This is a messenger RNA of Ochlerotatus camptorhynchus, 1560 nucleotides long. RefSeq lists its product as uncharacterized. The transcript is spliced from 3 exons. The record is from RefSeq and is a predicted model, not a curated record. Lineage: Eukaryota; Metazoa; Arthropoda; Insecta; Diptera; Culicidae. Bases 1 to 1560 code for a protein of 519 amino acids.
AUGGCACGUCUCAUAGUUUUAUCUUUACUGCUAAGUGCUUGUGUGACUGUGCGGGCCGAUCUAGGAUUAAGCCUAACUAUUCCAGGACUUGCGAGUGGUGUUUCCGAAGCAAUCAAUCAGGGAGUGAUCAAUCUCGUCAAAGCGAAUGGUACGCUACUUCGAAUGAAUCCCGACAUGGAUAGAUCCGGUGCACUUCCGGAUCUGAUUCAGGUGGUCAACUACGUUACCAGCCCGCUGAACAAACUGUUGGGAGCAACGAUGGCUGGCAGCACGAGUAAAAAUUCCAACAGUCAGGAGUUUUUUGCAGCCCUGUCCAGUCAUACCGCUGAUACAAAAGUAGCAAUUGCAAAUGCUCUGAUUGCAGCGGAUAAAUUGCAGGGAACUGUGAGACCAGCGCAAUACGACGAAAUUCGAGGAAACGUAUCGCUCAUUGAAUCGAACCUUCCACAACUGCAGGAAACAUUCACCGUUUUGAGUACCACGGUUGCAGUGGUAAAAAGUUCAAAAGAACCGGUUACAUCGGAGAAUGUGACGAUUUUCUUCACAAGACCUAUCAUUGACGGAUUGAUCUACCCGUUGCAAAACAUCACCCGAGGUGUCAACGGCUUGGCAACCGUUGUAUUAGCAGUCGUGAAGGACAAAAUGACUUCUAUGAAUGCCAUCGCUUCCAUCAAUGGAACAAUAAACAGUGGAUCGAGAAGUCUUGCAAUGGUAACUAUGAAUUUCAACAGGUCAGUUAACGAAGCGGGAAACUUUGUCGUCAAUAAUGCAAAUGGUCUCUACGGAAGUAUCAACCAAAUGUACUCGAGUAUAGUGAACCGACCGCAGAACUUCAACGGGGGCGAUAUCAGCAAAGUAUCCAGAUACCUCUCGGAAGUGAAGACCAACGUUGACCGGUUCAGCAAGGAUAUGGGUGAUACGUUUGGCUAUCUGCGGGAUAAUGUAACCAGCAUAUUGAACAGCCAGGUUGAUAAGAUGUCCCAAAUUCUUCUGGCAACGGCAACGAACAUUUCGAACAUUGGUUAUACCAGCAACAGUGAAAAUGCCGACCGCUGUGUUACGAAGUACACGAACCAACUGACCCAGAAUCCGGUUCAGGUAAACCGGCUGACCGCGUGUCUACAACCGGAGAUCAACGGAUUCAACGGAUUCACUGGAAUUUACCAGCUCUAUCGAAUGCUGAUGGAUCAAACAAAAACGUUGGGUGGAUCCGUUUCGUCAAAUGUUCUGGGGCGACAGUGUACUCAGGGAAUGAGCGAUUGUGUGGUCACGUACUUUGACUACUUGCACAGCCUCUCCCAGCAGGUCGACGAUAAACUGAACAUCAACGUCCAGGUCGUGGCUCGCGAAACGAUGACUAUACAGAAUCGAAUCAGUGCAUGUAUAAUGGCGAUCACUGCCGACAUAGUGGACAAUGCCCGUAUGGUUCAGGUCAAAUCCGACAACUGUUUGUCUACUGGAACGAGAGGCGUCAUGGCGGCAGAACCAAGCUUCUCCAAAUCGAGUUCCAAGCAGAUUGCUAUAAGAAUGCGAAGAAUCGAAGAGGAAUUUUCCAAGUAG